Hemiscyllium ocellatum (epaulette shark) is the source of this 1380-nucleotide messenger RNA. Its product is annotated as carbonic anhydrase 13-like. The record is from RefSeq and is a predicted model, not a curated record. NCBI's taxonomy places the organism in Eukaryota, Metazoa, Chordata, Chondrichthyes, Orectolobiformes, Hemiscylliidae. The transcript is spliced from 7 exons. Gene Ontology annotation, cellular component: cytoplasm. Bases 93 to 875 code for a protein of 260 amino acids. Gene Ontology annotation, molecular function: zinc ion binding; carbonate dehydratase activity.
GGAGCCAAUCUUUCCUACAAGCUAUCGGCUUCUGUCAUCAGACGUAGCGUUUAGUGGUUUGUGUGUGCGCUCUUGCGGCUGGGACUGCAGCGAUGGCAGGAUGUUCCUGGGGAUACGGACCCAAAAACGGGCCAGACCAUUGGCACGAACUGGGCUUCCCCAUAGCCAAGGAGGGCACCCGCCAGUCACCCAUCGAGAUCAAGAAUGCGGAAGCCAAGUUCGACCAGAACCUGAAGCCUCUCGAUCUGAGCUAUGACCCAACCAGCUCGAAAAGUAUCUGCAACACCGGCACCACCGUCCAGGUGGAUUUCGACGAUUGCACAGACCGGUCAGUGCUGACAGGUGGCCCUCUUUGUGGAAAAUAUAGGCUACGCCAGUUGCACUUUCACUGGGGAGCCUGUGAUACUCAUGGCAGUGAACAUGUAAUUGAUGGGAAAACCUUUGCUGGAGAGCUUCACCUGGUGCAUUGGAAUGCAGAAAAGUAUUGUGAAUUUAAUGAAGCUCUCAAAGCUCCUGAUGGUUUGGCUGUUAUUGCUGUCCUUCUAAAGGUAUGUGAAACAAACCAAGCUCUGCAGAAGAUUGUCUGUUCUUUGGAGUGCCUUAAAUCAAAGGGUGCCAAAACUGAUUUUAAAGACUUCUCUGCUUGCUCUUUGCUGCCUUCUUGUCUCCAGUAUUGGACCUAUCCUGGAUCCCUGACCACUCCUCCUCUGUGUGAGUGUGUAAUUUGGCUUGUGCUCAAGGAGCCAAUCAAUGUCGGUGCAGACCAGUUGGCAAAUUUCCGCAAGCUGGAAUUUGGACCAUGCGAACCCAUGCAAAACAAUUACCGACCUCCCCAAGCUUCGAAAUGCAGGGAGAUCCGGAAAAACUUUGAAUAAAGGUUUGAGGGCAGUCAUCAGCUUGCCUUUCUGAACUGUCCCUGUGUAGCCUGAGCAGCAGUAAAUAAUUCCCCUGGACCCUUGUCCCAGCCCCUCACUGACCACCACCUCCUUGUGUAGCCAGAGCGGACAAAAAGGCAGACAACAUCUUUAAGCACAAAUGAAUAAAAAUGCAUCAUCCAGAUUUGGCCUUAAGUAGCCACUGGAUUGUUAUCGUGUUCCUGGAACUUCAUGAGCCUUACCACUUAACAAAAUCUGAAGCAAUAUUCCAUCUGUUGAAAAAGGCACUCUUUAAUUUAGUGAAGGACUAAUCUGUAGCACUGAAUAUAUUGUUCAAGUUUAAUGAAAUUGUUUUUUAGUGAUGUUAACUGUAAAGCAGUUCCUAGUUUAAAAAUUAUAUUAAAGAGCAAUAAUUUACAACUUACACAUCCAUGGAAUUAUCUUUUAACCAAUGCAAUAAGAGUUGUAAGCCAUAAGAUUUAGUAAAUAAAACACUUUGACUUGC